GCAUCUUCACACUAUGGGGCAGGAGCUGAGGCAACUAGGGGUAGCCCUCUGGUGGGUUGGCAUUCUGCAGGGCAUCUCCGGGGCUUCCAGCCUUCACUACCGCUACCUCUGGAGAAACUGCUACCCAUGUUACUUGGGGCACACAGGAUAUGACCACUCCGCACUGAGGCCAGAUGUCGACGAGUGCCAAGUUCACAAUGGGGGCUGCCAACACAGAUGUGUGAACACUCUGGGGUCCUAUUAUUGUGAGUGCAAGCCAGGAUCGCGCCUUCACACAGAUGGCAGGACCUGCCUUGGCAUCAAUACCUGCUCCAUCAACAACGGCGGAUGUGAACAUGAUUGCCUGCAGCUCACUGUCUCGCAGCAUCAGUGCCAAUGCCGACCCGGCUACCAGCUGAAGGACGAUGGGAAGCAUUGUGUUGUAAGAAAUCCAUGUGCUGAUCGGAAUGGAGGCUGCAUGCACAAAUGCCAAAAUCGCCGUGGGGUGGCACACUGCGAAUGCCACCCCGGAUACAGGCUGGGGCAUGACCACAAAGCAUGCGAAGAUAUAAACGAAUGUGUGGCUGGGCUGGCCACGUGUGCACACAGUUGCCUGAACACUCGCGGUUCCUUUAAAUGCACUUGCAAUCCAGGCUACGAACUAGGGGCAGAUGGCAAGCAAUGUUAUCGGAUAGAAAUGGAAAUUGUGAACAGCUGUGAGACCAACAACGGUGGUUGUUCCCAUCUUUGCCGUCACACGAGUUCCGGACCUGUCUGCGCCUGUAACCUGGGGUACCAACUGGAUGAAGAUCAGAAAACUUGCAUUGAUACAGACGAAUGCAGUGCCGGUUCUCAUUGCUGCCAACAGGAAUGCUAUAAUUACCCUGGAGGGUACGAGUGCAUUUGCUACGCUGGCUACCGGCUGAACACAGAUGGCUGCAGCUGUGAUGACGUGGAUGAAUGCUCUUUCAACAAUGCCGGGUGUGAACACUCCUGCCAGAACCUGCUGGGUUCCUAUCAAUGCGGCUGUCAGACUGGCUACAAACUGGAAGACGACCGAAGGAGCUGUAGUUUGCUUGAAGAAUCCGUAGAAGCCCUGGACGGUCGCCACCCCAUCAUGCGUCCCCUCCCCCACGUGGCCAUCUUGCGGGAUGAACUCACUCAGCUCUUUGAGGAUGAAUACGAUGAGGAAGAGGAGGAGGCAGAAGCCAGAGGGGAGCACACCCUGUCUGAGAAAUUCAUCUGCUUGGAUGAAACUUUUGGCCACGAUUGUAGCCUAACCUGUGAUGACUGUCAGAACCAGGGGAUCUGCAACGAGGACCGGUCAGGCUGUGACUGUGCAGAUGGCUGGAGUGGAAUCGUCUGCAACCAGACCUGUCCAGAGGGCACAUUUGGCAAGAACUGCAGCUUUACCUGCCUCUGCCAAAAUGGAGGCACGUGUGAUCCGGUAACGGGGGCCUGCCGCUGUCCACCCGGAAUCAGUGGAGAGCUGUGUGAGGAUGGAUGCCCAAAAGGAUUUUUUGGGAAGCACUGCAGGAAGAGAUGCAACUGUGCCAACAGGGGGCGCUGCCACCGGAUUUAUGGGGCCUGCCUCUGUGACCUUGGCCUGUAUGGGCGAUACUGUCAUCUAGCUUGUCCAAAGUGGGCCUACGGUGCUGGCUGCUCUGAGGAAUGCCAGUGUGUGCAGCGGAACACCCAGGAGUGUGACAAGAAAGAUGGCACCUGUUUGUGUAAACCUGGUUACCAUGGUAGAAAGUGCCAGACAAAGUGCGAUUCUGGCCAUUAUGGUGCCGGCUGCAGGAGCAAAUGCGAUUGUCCUUCUGGGGCUCCUUGCGACCAUGUGAAUGGAGAGUGUCAAACAGAAUGUCCAGCAGGCUACCACGGAGAGAACUGCACUCAGGAAUGCACCAAAGGGAAAUACGGGGUGAACUGCUUGAAGGCCUGUUCCUGUAAUGGCUCACCGUGUGACCGGUUCACAGGGAAGUGCCAGUGUGUGGCUGGAAAGACCGGAGUGGAUUGCGGCCAGGAUUGCCCUGAAGGUCGCUGGGGGCAGGGAUGCCAGGAAAUCUGCCCAGAGUGUGCAAAUAAAGGUCGCUGCGACCCUCCCACAGGCGUUUGCUUGUGCCGCCCUGGAUACACAGGCAGCCGCUGCCAAGACGUAUGCCCCCCUGGCUGGUUUGGGCAGGAUUGCCAGAUGCGCUGCAACUGUGGUAAUGAAGGCUACUGUCACCCAGAGUCGGGGAAGUGCAGCUGUGCCCCAGGCUGGACUGGCUACAAUUGCCAAAGAGCCUGUGAUGUUGGCCGUUGGGGUCCCGAUUGCUCUAACACUUGCAACUGCAGCAACAGUGACGGGAGUUGCAAUGCUGUGACGGGGCAGUGCAUUUGUGAAGCUGGCUACACGGGAGCCCGUUGUGAUCAGAAAUGCCCUGAAGGAAGCUUUGGCCCCAACUGCCGGCACCGGUGCCAGUGUGAUAAUGGAGCCACGUGUGACCACGUCAGUGGGGCCUGUACUUGUGCUCCUGGCUGGAGGGGCACCUUUUGCGAGCGCUCCUGUCCAGAUGGGUUUUAUGGGGUGGAAUGCCGGGAGACCUGCCAGUGCCUGAAUGGAGCCCACUGCGAUCCCAUUACGGGGCAUUGCAUAUGUCCUGCUGGCUGGAUUGGCCCGAACUGCAACCAGACUUGCCGGGCUCACUGGUACGGGGAGAACUGCAGCCACAAAUGCAGCUGCUUCAAUGGUGCCACCUGUGACCAUGUCAGUGGGCAGUGCCUCUGUGCGCCUGGAUGGACAGGAGCCGCCUGCAAGCAAGCAUGUCCAGACGGCUUCUACGGAACAAGCUGCCAGCAGCAGUGCCUGUGUCAAAAUGGUGGAACGUGCGAUCCUGUAACUGGGCACUGCAGAUGCUCCGAAGGAUGGAUUGGGUUGGCCUGUGAGCUGGAGUGUGCCCAAGGAAAAUACGGAAUGGACUGCAAGGAAAGCUGUGACUGCCUGAAUGGGGGGCUGUGCCAGAAGCAGACGGGGCACUGCCUUUGCCGUACUGGAUGGACAGGAGAGAAGUGCCAAACCCCUUGCCCAGAGGGGACAUACGGGGACCGGUGUGAGAAGCGGUGUGACUGUGAGAACAGCAUUUCAUGCCACCACAUCACAGGUGCUUGCGACUGCUCGCCAGGGUGGAGAGGACGUCACUGUGAAAAAGCCUGCCUGCCCGGUUCCUUCGGGAAGGACUGCGCCUCCAGCUGUGACUGUGCUCCGGGACUACCCUGCAACCACAUCACGGGCGAGUGCAGCUGCCCACCAGGGUUCACGGGCCACGGAUGCGAGAAAACCUGUCUGCCGGGGACGUUUGGGCUAAACUGUGGCAGGAUUUGCCGGUGCGCGGGAGUGAACCAUGACUGCCACCCAGUGACCGGGGAGUGUAUCUGUGCAUCAGGAUUCUAUGGCAGCAGUUGCCGGCAGCGAUGCCCUUCUGGACGCUACGGCCCGAAUUGUGAGAGGCAGUGUAACUGCAAGAACGGGGGGCACUGCGAGACCACCACGGGGGUGUGCCAGUGUCCCGCUGGAUACGUGGGGGCUGACUGCAGUACCGCUUGCCCGGCUGGUCGUUUCGGCACUGACUGCGCGCUCGUGUGUUCCUGCGGUGAGGGCGCCACUUGUCAUCACGUGACCGGAUCCUGCGUUUGCCCGCCAGGGAGAACUGGUCCCAGCUGCGAGGAGGGUUGUCAGAAGAAUCAGUACGGGGCUGGUUGUCAGCAGACAUGCACCUGCCAUAACAGGGGAAUCUGCCUUGCAGCAAACGGCUCCUGCCUAUGUGGUCUUGGGUGGACAGGGAGAUUCUGUGAACUAGGAUGUCCCCCAGGGAAGUAUGGGGCCAACUGCCAGCUGAACUGCCCCUGCCGAAACAACACAACCUGUGAUCCAGUGACAGGCGCUUGCCACUGCGACAAAGGCCGCUAUGGGACCUUGUGUGAACAUUCCUGCCCAGCUGGUUUCCAUGGAGCUGGCUGUCAGGAGGUGUGCGAUUGUAAGAAUGGAGCAACGUGUGAUCCGGUGACUGGGGAAUGUAUUUGUCCUCCUGGCUUCUAUGGCAACCGAUGCCAGACAGGCUGCGAGGAGGGGAGAUUUGGAGAAAAGUGUCAACAUCAGUGCAACUGUGGAAAUGGCACGCCGUGUGACCCAACCACGGGGCACUGCCUGUGCCCUCCAGGGAAGACCGGCAGCAAGUGUGACGUAGAUUGCCCACUGCAGAAAUUUGGCCCUGAUUGCACUCUGUCCUGCGAGUGUCCCAUGACCAAUGCUUACUGCAACCCCCGAAAUGGACGAUGCGUUUGCCUUAAUGGAUACAUAGGAGCCAGGUGUCAAGAAGGAGGGCCACCUCAGCUGCUUACGAGCACAAGCCAACAGGUGGAACCACUUGUACCAUCUCGGACUUCCUACCAGGCUUCCUCCAGAAUGGCCUUGUCCUCUCUGAAGCAUUAGGGCUUGUCCUCGUCCUCUCCAAGGAGAACAUGACCCUGUGAAGACGGGUCGCGAAAAAAGUCCAGCCGCAAGAGCAGGAAAUGGUUUGCCAGAACCGCUUCCGUCUCUGCACCAGCUCACCGCCCGCAAGCUCUUCUCGAACUGCAAAACUGAGAUCAACUCGUGAAGGAGAAGGAUACCUCUUGAACCAGCACAUGUCUGUCUCCCGCCAAAACCAGCAGGGGUGAAGCCCAGCUUCAUCUCCACGCAAGUGCAGAAGCAAUUUGUAAGUACACAUAGCCAUUUGCUGCUCUGGACUUUGGGAGUGCAGCAUGUAACUAUGACUUAUUUUUUGGUUCUUUUGAAAAUAUCAAGUUACAUUUUGUAUUUAUGUAAAGAUAUUUAUGGGCGGAUGU
This is a messenger RNA of Heteronotia binoei (common prickly gecko), 4848 nucleotides long. It is a transcript of the gene MEGF6, whose product is annotated as multiple EGF like domains 6. Lineage: Eukaryota; Metazoa; Chordata; Lepidosauria; Squamata; Gekkonidae. Bases 14 to 4453 code for a protein of 1479 amino acids. The transcript is spliced from 35 exons. Gene Ontology annotation, molecular function: calcium ion binding. The record is from RefSeq and is a predicted model, not a curated record.